Molecule: messenger RNA, 1391 nt
Organism: Populus nigra (black poplar)
Lineage: Eukaryota; Viridiplantae; Streptophyta; Magnoliopsida; Malpighiales; Salicaceae
Product: protein IRX15-LIKE
Exons: 1
Coding region: 227-1162 (311 amino acids)
Biological process (GO): xylan biosynthetic process
Source: RefSeq, a predicted model, not a curated record
CAUUUGAAAUGUGAUUAACAUGUCAUUGUUCGUACUUGGCCGAGCUCCAUCUCCUGUUGCUUCAAACAUUGAUAUGCUGCCUUGAGCUAGCUAACCCCAUCUUUAAAAUCAUUCUCUCUUUUCUCAUUUCCAUCAAGAUUCAAGAUCUUGACCACCACAGCACAGCCAGAUCAGAGAUUUCACGCUUACACUUCUCUCUCUCUUUUCUCUCCCUCUCACUCAAAAAAUGAAGAACAAUAACAAUAACAACACAAAGCUGAUCCUUCUUCAUCCUUACAUCCAGAAACAAGGAGGCUCCAAUCGAUUAUGGCUCCUUGCCUUUGUAUCAUUCUUCACCAUCGCUUUCCUUCUUACACUAAUCUACACGAGAGAGACUUUACCAAUAAAAACCAUCACCACCACCAUGGCCACUGGCUCCGCUUCUAGCUCCACCUUUGGCAAUAAUGCUCCACUGCCAACAACAGUCAUCAAUACUCUCCUCCACUAUGCCUCGAGAUCCAAUGACAGUUUCCAUAUGUCCCAUGCCGAAAUCAAGCCAAUAUCUGAUGUACUUAGAAAGUGUUCCUCUCCUUGUAACUUUCUUGUUUUUGGUCUAACACACGAGACACCUCUUUGGAAAGCUCUUAACCACAACGGCCGCACCGUUUUCAUCGAAGAAAAUCGCUACUACGCAGCUUAUUAUGAAGAGUUGCAUCCUGAAAUCGAUGUCUUUGAUGUCCAAUACACAACCAAGAUGAAAGAAAUGAGAGAGCUUAUUGCCUCCACCAAGGAGCAAAUAAAAAAUGAAUGCAGGCCAGUGCAGAAUUUACUCUUCUCAGAGUGUAAGCUUGGGAUUAAUGACUUGCCUAAUCAUGUUUACGAGGUUGACUGGGAUGUGAUAUUGAUCGAUGGGCCUAGAGGGGAUGGACCUGAGGGGCCGGGGAGGAUGACACCAAUCUUCACAUCUGGUGUGCUAGCUAGGAGCAAGAAGGCUAGCAAUGCCAAGACUCACAUAUUCGUGCAUGAUUACUACAGAAAUGUGGAGAGAAUUUAUGGUGAUGAGUUCUUGUGCAGAGAGAACCUGGUGGAGUCUAAUGACAUGCUAGCUCAUUUUGUGGUAGAGAAAAUGGAUGAGAAUAGCUUCCAGUUCUGUCGCAACCAUACAGCAGCUUCUUCUCCCUAAUUGUUUCGAGUAUCCUCUUGAUCAUGAUAAGGGUCUUCCCAAGGGGUCAAUGGUGGUAUAAACAAGGUAUAAAAUGUGGUUUAUUUAUGAUCAUUUCAAAUUCUUAGACCCUCCUUUUGUUCUUCCCUUUUCUCUUUUCUUUGGCUGGGGAGUGUAAAAAAUAAUUCUUUUUGGCUAUGUAAGUUGUAAUUUCACGGAAUUGAAAGUCUCAGUUGUCAAUUUUGUGUUA